AUGAUGUUUACCAUAUCUGAAGAUUCCCUAAAGAAACUAGAAGCUUUCAUGACUCAACAAACUCAGAACAGGAUCGAUUUGAAGGCGGCAGUAAAAACCUUGCAGGCCAAGCAAACAUCUCUGGAAGAAGGGCUGUUGGCACAAAGCCAAAACAAAAGCAAAAAACGUUUUAGGUCAGAGGAGAAUGAGGAGGAAAGCGUAGAAGAGGAAGUUGAGAUGGCGCGGUUUGAAGACCCCCACGAACAGGGUCAGGGAAGAGGAAUAGGGGUAGGUCUCGGCGUCAAUCCAAAUAGCAAGGGACAGACAGCAUCAAUGGUAGGUGGUCGAGGCAGGGUUUUUUUUAAGGAACCGCCUUGUGGGGUAGGAAGAGGAAUAGGGAGGAGUUACGACUCCUGGCGAAUGAAGGAUCCACAACCAUUCAAACAUAAUUGGGAACCACCCAAAUUUGAUGGGUUCAAUCGCCGGGAACCAUAA
Molecule: messenger RNA, 474 nt
Organism: Lactuca virosa
Lineage: Eukaryota; Viridiplantae; Streptophyta; Magnoliopsida; Asterales; Asteraceae
Source: the annotation of a GenBank genome assembly